GGUGUUCUGUCCAGAUUCCGGUAGUUACCCCAAACUCCGGCCUCUCCUCUCCUCAACUGGUGCCGCCUACUUCGCCCUCCUUUCCCCCUAGGGGCGCAUGGCGGAGGCUGUCUUCCCGGUCGAUCUGGAGGCACGCCGCCGGCCGGCUACCCCAGCUCCUCUCCCCACCGAGAUCUAGGUUGAGGCUCCCAAGGGUGCUCAAUAUUCUCCCUCUCCAACUUGCUCUAGCUUCGAUCCGGUGGUUUGCGGCCGGCGUCGCCGAGACCGGUCCCGACCCCAAACGCGGUUCCCAAACCGCACGCUGACCGUGCCCCUUCCGUCGCCGGCAUCGGCCACUCGCUGCUGCCUCCAAAAGCAUUGUGCGCUCGGAUUGUAGCUUUUGUUAGGUGUCUCCUCUCCGUUCAGUGCCUAUGGUCCCGCCCGUGCACCAGCAGGCUAGUAUCAUGCCAAUCAAUACACUAAAAGAGGAGUUGGAGUUGGAAGAAAAGGAACUGUUGUGCGCACCCAAAAAGCCCAAAUUUACGGAGUCCGUUGUCCAACAGCAGCAGGAAACUCAAGUUCUCGCUGUUGAGAGUGAGCAUAAAGGCCAUGGUGAUCCUUCACUGAAAGAUUCUGCUUGUGUAGUGCAGAGCGAUGGUGAAGCAAACGGUUGCAGUGAGGGGCUUGUUUCUGGCAGUACAAAUAAAGAACUACCAGCAAGGUCGCGACUGGAUCAACUCUGCAGUGCAAUUGGCUGGAAGUGUCCAACAUAUGACUUUGAAGACCAGGGAUUUUAUCAUACAAAACUGUUCAAAUGCAAGGUGACUGUCCAUGUGGAGACAUUCUCGGACACUGUUGUGGAGUGCUACAGUGAACCCAACCCUCAGAAGGAAGCUGCCCAGGAACAAGCUGCUCAAGGGGUAUUAUGGUGCCUUAAGUGCCUUGGUCAUGUUAAGUAAUUCUAGAUGUGCUCCAUCAAGCGAGGUGUCUGCCAUUUUGUGAUUAUCUGAUCCAUCAUAAGAGCAGUGCUCGGACGCUCUUUAUUGAAUCUGGGGUCAGGGUUAGAUCAAUAUCACGGUGUUGUCAGCUGAUGCUUAUGCAAGACUGAAAUUGUUGCUCUGUUGUGGUGUAAUUAUUGCUUUAGUUCUCUAGACGAUUAGACCCUAGACCAGUUAUAGUCCCAGUCAGCUGUAGAAACUCUCAGUACGAUUAGCAAUCUGUUCAUGUUAUCAUGCAAGAGCACCCUUUGGAUUGCCUCAA
Molecule: messenger RNA, 1239 nt
Organism: Lolium perenne
Lineage: Eukaryota; Viridiplantae; Streptophyta; Magnoliopsida; Poales; Poaceae
Source: RefSeq, a predicted model, not a curated record